AUGGAAAAUUGUCUCAGUUACCCUUUAGAAGAAAUAUUCUUUGCUGAUGAAUUAUUAAAAGCUAUUAAGAUAUUACCAAAUGAUAAAUUUGAAAAAUUAUUCAAUGAUUUAGAAAAUAGGAUUAAUAAAACCUAUAAAUAUUUUGAAAAAUAUUUUUGCUUUACAAUUUUAAGAAGAGAUUGGAAUAAAAUGCCUACAGAUAUGGAAUUAAGGUUGGCAAAAGAUUUGGAAAAUAACAUUAAUUGUGGAAACAGUAAUACUUUUGGUUUACAAGAAAUGAUGAAUUUGAAGAAUUUUGCAAUUGAGGGAUUUUUUAACAAAUUAGAUUUGAAUAUAUCAUUAUCCCUUAAACAAUCAAAACUUCAAUUAGCUUCAGGCAAGAUUUUAAAGGAGGAUUUAACUUUGGACCUCAAAGAAAUUCAUACCUAA
Rhizophagus irregularis DAOM 181602=DAOM 197198 is the source of this 429-nucleotide messenger RNA. The record is from RefSeq and is a predicted model, not a curated record. NCBI's taxonomy places the organism in Eukaryota, Fungi, Glomeromycota, Glomeromycetes, Glomerales, Glomeraceae.